Molecule: messenger RNA, 2967 nt
Organism: Bufo gargarizans (Asiatic toad)
Lineage: Eukaryota; Metazoa; Chordata; Amphibia; Anura; Bufonidae
Gene: BAG2
Product: BAG cochaperone 2
Exons: 3
Coding region: 162-776 (204 amino acids)
Biological process (GO): protein stabilization
Molecular function (GO): protein-folding chaperone binding; adenyl-nucleotide exchange factor activity
Source: RefSeq, a predicted model, not a curated record
GCCGGGCACACGCGGAGGAGCAGGGCAGCUGGGGGCAGGACAGGGAGCCGCCCAGGUCCUUGUUAGGGAAUGUUUCAUCCGUCUGCCCGGAGAUGUGUCUAGAAAGAUCCUAGAGGAGCUGCAGAGCUGCCAGCCAUUCACUGCUGCAGAGAGACAGUCACAUGGCACAAGCCAAGAUCCAAGCCAAGGCUAACGAGGGGCACAAUGGGGGCAAGUUCUGCCGCUCUAUGUCCAUGGCAGUCCGGUCCAGUCACCUGGUGGAGGUUCUGGAUGACCUGGAGACAAGAGUGCAAUCCCUGCGGGACUCAGCAUCUGCACUGGAGCUGGAGAAAGAUUCUAUAAUAGAGAUGAUUCACAGUGUCAAGAACAGCCAGGACAUGAGGAACAUAAGUGAUGGUGAAAGAGAAGAACUAACAUUAACUGCAGAACGUCUGAUGAGCCGCACAGUGACGGUAGAAGUCUCAGUGGAAACCAUCAGAAACCCCCAACAAACCUCAGCUCUCCAGAAAGCCACCUUGAUUAUUGAUGAGAUUCUGAAGAAAGUCAUGGACAACUUGGAAGAUGGAAAGAAACAGCUGAUUACCUUGUAUGCAGCUUGUACUUCUGAUGUCCCGCCUGGACCCAUUGAUCAGAAGUUCCAGUCUGUCAUUAUUGGCUGUGCAAUAGAGGACCAAAAGAAAAUUAAAAGGAGACUAGAAAAUCUUAUUAGGAACAUUGACAAUUCAGGGAAGUCCAUCACACUGCUGGAGAAAUCGGUUCCUCUCAAGAACAAUUAAAUCUAAAGCAUCCAGACAGGAGGAAACAUGUAUGUGGGUAUUUAAAGGGGUUAUCCGAGUUACAGGGGGAAAAAACACGUAUAAAACUCAUCAGGACAUAUACAUAUACAUUAGUUAAGCUUGAUUUCUUAAGAGAAAACCCAUACUUACACCUUUGCAUGGUUCUGUUGUUCUUGCUUUGUUUACAUGCUGCAGCAAAGCUGUGAGGGCUGUAACAACAAUGCCUGAGCUCUCCCUCAUGAAUAUUUGUGGGUGUGAAUAAUCUGUCCUUCCCCUCCCCCUGCUCCGCACUUUGCAUAAAAAAAAACAGUCACAUGAUCAUCUCCUAGCUCACAUAUGCAGAAGAUCUUCCUGUCACAUUUCAGAUACACAGCUAUAUGUAUCUAAGCUAUUAAUAAAUCUGGGCCAGUGUACUGAAACACUUUAAAAAGUGUUUUUUGUGGGGUGGAAGCAUGGUGGUGGCAUAGGUAUAGGUUUAGACCACCCAACAAUAAUCUGGGCACACACUUACCGACCCUGGCACUGCUUUGAAUAAAUAAGGAGAAGAAUACUGAAGUAGAUCACAGAGAGGGAACGGGCACACCGUUGAAUCUCUCUUCUCCGCUGCCGGCACUGAUAAGGAUCGCGCAUGCGCGAUACCUCACAGGAGCCGCAGCAGCCAGAGGGGAGAGAGAGAGGCGGAGACACAAGGCUCUGACGUUUCGUGUACAGAGCCCGGCCACUCCCUAAGGCAGGGAGAAGCCUGUACACGAGACGUCACCGCCGGAGCCUGGUGGAUGACGUCAGGGGUCACAUGACCCGCAUCGGCAGUUCACAAACAAUGCAGAAUAAAUUAUGUAAGUAAAUUACAAUGUUUUUUUUAAUACUGUUAUAAGACAAAGUAACAUGUAUAGAUAUAACUCGGACAACCCCUUUAACACUACUGUAGAGUAGGGUAGCAAAACUUGAAUGUCUAUAAAUGUAUUCCUAUCUGUGUUCUCUAAUGUACCCAGAACCUACACCGAGGACAUAGUUGUAAUGUGGGUUGAUUAAUGUUCAUGGAAGUGCAGUUUGUAGGAAGCCUCAAUCACUUUACUUUAAGGAGUUUCCAUUUCAGGAUCACCUCUGUCUUUGUACCCUACUCUGGCAUAAGGAUGUCAUAGGCAGGCAUGUCCAAACUGCAGCCCUCCAGCUGUCGCAAAACUACAACUCCCAGCAUGCCUGGAUAGGUUACAGCUAUUAGGGCAUGCUGGGAGUUGUAGUUUUGCAACAGCUGGAGGGCCGCAGUUUGGACAUGCCAGUCAUAGAGGAAAGGUUUGAUUGACAGAAUCAGAUUCAUGCAGGCCACAUACAUAAGAUCAUCAACCCUAACUCUACAUUGCAUGUUUAUUUCAUUAUGAAGAGGGGACAAGCCACUGCUUGACUCACUUGGCAGUGUCCUGUCUCUUGGGAACACAGGGUUAGACCUGAUGCCAUCCAAUGUGCCCUAUCCUUCCCUUCCACUAGUAUAUAGGAGCAGCCCCAUAUAUAUUAGAUUGUUGGUAAGAGCCACUAACCUUAACUAAUGUGUGUUCCCAGAGUCAAAACACAGUAUAACAGCGUAUGCAGGCAAUAAAGUAGAUAGUGUGACAAUAUGACAAAAUACAUUAACUUAAUAACAAUAAUGAUCUUUAUCUGGCGCCAACAUAUUCUGUGGCGCUUUAUAAUUCCUAUACAGAUGUAGCAAAAGUGAACUUGAAAUGUAUUAAACAGAUGAAGUCAACUUUAAAUUGACACUUAACAAAAUCCAUCGAAAAGGCAAGUUAGCUGCAACUGUGCCAAACUGUAGAAAAAAGACAGCACUGACAUAUUGCUGCUGAUGUUAUUUGUAUACUUUUUGAUCACCAUGUCAAAGAGGCCUUAUUAGAGUGGAUCCUUACACUAAUUUGGCAAAGUACCACAUGAUGAACACCACUGCUGCAACACAGCACCUGCACACGGGAGGCCCAGUAGGCCCACAGCACCCCUGUUGACAGGGUAAGCCCUACUUGGCACUGCACCACCCUAACCCACUGGCACAGUAUAUGUGUAGAUUCACCAGUUGAUUAACACAGAAUAUGUUAUGUCAUUAUGUGUACCUUUGGCAGUUUACCAUUUGAUGUUGAACUUAUACUAUGGCGUUACUGAAGGUCAUAUCCUUCUCUUCUUUGUAUUAAAGGAUUGGUAUCUCAAA